GGCACUUAACUGGACAUGAGUGGGAUGGCAUCAGAUCACAACAAUUCUUCCCAGGAAGAAUACAUCCCACAUUAUCUCCAAAAGGAAGACCCUUUUGCAUCAAAGCUCUCUAGAGAAGCGGACAUCAUAGCUGGCUUUUAUUUGACAAUAAUUGGGAUCCUUUCAACUCUGGGGAAUGGGUAUGUUAUUUUUAUGUCCUCAAAGCGAAAAAAGAAGCUGAGACCUGCUGAGAUAAUGACUGUUAAUUUAGCAGUGUGUGAUCUGGGCAUUUCAGUUGUAGGCAAACCCUUCAGCAUCAUCUCCUUCUUUUCCCACCGCUGGAUGUUUGGGUGGAUAGGCUGCCGCUGGUAUGGCUGGGCUGGCUUCUUCUUUGGCUGUGGGAGCCUCAUCACCAUGACAGCUGUCAGCCUGGACAGGUACCUGAAAAUCUGCCACUUGUCCUAUGGUACCUGGCUGAAGAGGCACCAUGCAUUUAUCUGCCUGGCAAUAAUCUGGGCCUAUGCUACGUUCUGGGCUACAGUUCCUUUUGCUGGGGUGGGGAGCUACGCCCCCGAGCCCUUUGGGACCUCCUGCACUCUGGACUGGUGGCUGGCACAAGCUUCAGUGGCUGGACAGGCUUUUGUUCUGAGCAUCCUUUUCUUCUGCCUCCUGUUCCCAACUGCGGUGAUUGUGUUUUCCUAUGUGAAAAUAAUCUUAAAAGUCAAAUCAUCCACCAAAGAAGUCGCUCACUACGAUACCAGGAUUCAGAACAGCCACAUUCUUGAAAUGAAGCUGACCAAGGUGGCAAUGUUGAUCUGCGCAGGGUUCCUCAUUGCCUGGAUCCCUUACGCCGUGGUCUCGGUCUGGUCAGCCUUUGGACGGCCGGACUCGGUCCCCAUCCCGUUCUCAGUGAUCCCAACACUGCUUGCAAAGUCAGCAGCCAUGUACAACCCCAUCAUUUACCAGGUCAUUGACUGCAAGUUUGCCUGCUGCCGGUCAGGAGGGCUGAAAGCCAAGAGCUCUUUGAAGAAAUCAAGGACAUACACAAUAUCUGACCCCAGGGACUCCACAGCGAUGAACGAAACCCAGCUGGAAGCAUGA
Messenger RNA from Poecile atricapillus (Black-capped chickadee), 1080 nucleotides. RefSeq names its product opsin-5-like. Lineage: Eukaryota; Metazoa; Chordata; Aves; Passeriformes; Paridae. Gene Ontology annotation, cellular component: membrane. The transcript is spliced from 6 exons. The record is from RefSeq and is a predicted model, not a curated record. Gene Ontology annotation, biological process: G protein-coupled receptor signaling pathway; visual perception. Bases 16 to 1080 code for a protein of 354 amino acids. Gene Ontology annotation, molecular function: G protein-coupled receptor activity.